AUUCGAAGAGGAAAGAAGCCUGCGGCUGGCAGUCGCUGCGGCUCGCGUGCGGUAAAACAGGUGCACCAUAAGAAAGUGACCAAUGGCGGCAGGGUCGUGUCGCCGCGCGGUCCUCGUCGUACGUCAUCGCGCGAUGACGGUUGGGGUGGGGGGACCAGUAUAGGAAGGAAAAUACGAAGCCGCCGAGGGCUGUCAAGAAGACACCUCGCCCACAAAAAGCAGAUGCAGAUGCGACCGGACUGCGAACACGUGCGACGAUUUUUUUGCGACGGUCUCGCGUACCCGCGGGUGCAAUGUCCAAAAAAUUGUCGAAGAGCGAGGCCCUCGAGGAAAUAUCCAAGUGGACGAACGAUGACGUGUUGUGCCUGUUGCUAAAGUACGGCUUGGAGGAGUGUUGUGCAACGAUAGCGAAGCGGCAGAUUGGUGGGGAUGAGUUUCUGCACUUGACGGAAGGGAAGCUGGCUCUGUGGAAGAACGACCUCCAGCCCGCGACAAGAUGGAAGCUCUGGGUAUUCAUAGACGACCUGAGGAGAUCACCGCAAACGUUCGUCGAAGCGAAAUUCCUGGAGUCUCAAGUGAGCGAUAAUUUAAGCGACAAUGAGUCCUGGGACACGGACUUCGAGGACGACUACAACGAAGACAGCGUUGAGCCAGAAGUACCGAUGAGGCCACCGAAACUUCAUGAAAGCGACAAGACUUUCCCGCAGGAGGCUGCAGGGAAACCAAAUGACGGGGACACGGAUGGAAUUUCGAGGCAGGACGAAGAAAAGACUUACGCCAAUUGCAGCUCCAUUCAGGACACUUACGAAAACUUAGAGGACCACAGGGUCCUGCCGCCGAAGAAUGCGUCGAAGCUGCACGGCCCGGCGGAGAAAUCUCUCAGUGACCAACUAAAGGACCAACUAAAGGACAAACUGGGGCGGAUGUACACCAAGAAACCUGAAACGCGCUCGAAACCUGAAUCAGUGAAGGCGGGGAUCAUCGAGGCCAAGCAAUUGGGUCGCAACGAACCGCAGAAAUCAUUUUUGUACAGUGCCCCGGUAGUUCCUAGUCAGUUGCCAAAGAGGAUGGCUGUGCCGCCGCCGCCGAAGCCCAAAACGAACAAGGGCCCAGCUGUGAUCAUAGAGAGGCCUAAGAAGACACCUGCGAAGCCUCUGACGAUCUUAAAGAAUCUUGAUCUCGUCGCAAAUUUACCGGCGCAGACCGAAGGGAGCGAAGACGAGUACGAGGCCUUCGACGAACAAACAAAAGAUAUGGUCAGGGUUGACAGUAAGCAGUCGCUGGCAAGCCAUCUGAGCUCGGCGGAAAGCGUCUACAAACCGCCUAGCAGCGUGACAAGUUACGAAGAAGAGGAAUACACGUACGAAAUUUAUGAAUCGAUCACGGAGACGCCAGACGAUAAUAAUUAUUACCUGAGUCCUAUUCAAAGGACGCCUAGCGUGACGCCGCCGCCGCCAUUGCCAGCUAAACCGACGCAAUCGAUCAGCCCCUUGUCAACUUUAAAUCGGACGAACUUAGAACGAUCUCCUGAUAAGAAGUCAGCAACACUGCCUCAUUCGAACAGCAAUACCUCGUUGUCGUCGGAAAGAGCUACCAGACCGCUGCCACCACCCCCUGAGAGGCAUUCCUACGUUGAUAAACCUUGGUUCCAUAACGUUACCAGAGAACAGGCAACGGCUCUCAUCACGGAACAAAAUAAUUAUGGCAGCCCGCAAGACGGAUACUUCCUUCUAAGGCCAUCCUUCAAAAACGUGAACAACCCCUUGGCUCUGGUGCUUUGGUACAAAGAUAGAGUUUACAACGUUCCAGUCAGAAAAAGGCCAGACAAUAGAUUCGCUUUGGGUUCCGAGAAAGUGAACGAGCUGUCCUUCGCCAACGUGGAGGAAAUUGUGAUGUUCCACACGAGAAAGGAGCUAAUACUUCACAGCGACGGAGGAGAAUUGGGAAGUACAAAAUUGACCGAUACACCGCCGAAAUAAAUUUCACUAAAGGCCUUGUUCGAAUAGAGAAAAGAAACUCAGAAAGUUUCUAACACUUGAAACCAACUGGUGAACUAUGGCUAAAAAUUCUGAAAGAGUUUCAAAUUUACUCGUCACAGAAUGUUUGUAUAUCAACUCACGAAGUGCCUUUGCGCCAGCGAGAAUUCUAUGCACUACGUAGAAAAGAAAACUUAAUUUUGAUAUAGACGUAUUGUAAUGUGAUUGGAAAUAUUUACUAUAUCGAUAGAAAGGAUCUCUUAUAAAAUGGACUUGUAUAUUUUUAAUAAAGUACUAUACGAUUUUUAUAUUUUUGCUAUAGGUAGACUUAAAGAUUCAAAUCUUACAUACAUUAAACAAUGGACGUUGUUCUCUUAAGUAUUCGUCUUGUAAUAAACUUACGUCGAAACAUUAGAAGCGAUAUGUAAAUAAAAUUUGUGCUUAAUUUUUGUAAGUAAGUCAAUCAUUUAUACGAACGUCAAGAAUGUUUGUAUCGAUCUUCGGUCUGUUUUAUUAUGUUUUUACUUUAAGAAAUAUAAGUC
Molecule: messenger RNA, 2518 nt
Organism: Nomia melanderi (Alkali bee)
Lineage: Eukaryota; Metazoa; Arthropoda; Insecta; Hymenoptera; Halictidae
Biological process (GO): cell surface receptor protein tyrosine kinase signaling pathway; intracellular signal transduction
Source: RefSeq, a predicted model, not a curated record